This is a messenger RNA of Propithecus coquereli (Coquerel's sifaka), 2013 nucleotides long. RefSeq names its product guanylate cyclase soluble subunit beta-2. The coding region runs from base 1 to 2013 and encodes 670 amino acids. NCBI's taxonomy places the organism in Eukaryota, Metazoa, Chordata, Mammalia, Primates, Indriidae. The transcript is spliced from 15 exons. Gene Ontology annotation, biological process: cGMP biosynthetic process; response to oxygen levels. Gene Ontology annotation, molecular function: guanylate cyclase activity; heme binding. The record is from RefSeq and is a predicted model, not a curated record. Gene Ontology annotation, cellular component: guanylate cyclase complex, soluble.
AUGUCUGGCUAUGACAGGAUGCUGCGGACCCUGGGAGGAAAUCUCACGGAGUUUAUUGAAAACCUGGACGCCCUCCACAGUUACCUGGCACUGUCUUAUCAGGAGAUGAAUGCACCAUCGUUUCGAGUGGAGAGAGCUGCAGAUGGGAAAAUGCUUCUCCAUUACUACUCAGAUAGAAGUGGUCUGUGCCACAUCGUGCCAGGUAUCAUUGAGGCUGUCGGCAAGGACUUUUUUAACCUGGAUGUGACCAUGGAUAUCCUUGACAUGAAUAAGGAAGUGGAGAGGACAGGGAAGAAGGAACACGUUGUGUUUCUGAUUGUGCAGAAGGCUCGCAGGAAGAUGAGAAAGGCAAAGCCAUCCAGGUUACAAGACAGUCAGGACAACCAGAGUGACCAAGAGGCCCUCAAGGCAGCUUUCCUCAGGAUGAAGGAGAAAUAUUUGAGUGUCUCUGCUUGUCCUGUGAAGAAAUCCCACUGGGAUGUUGUGAGAAGCAUAGUCAUGUUUGGAAAAGGGCAUCUCGUGAACACCUUCGAGCCGAUUUAUCCCGAGAGGCUGUGGAUCGAAGAGAAGACAUUCUGCAAUGCUUUUCCUUUCCACAUUGUGUUUGAUGAAUCACUGCGGAUCAAGCAAGCUGGAGUGACUAUUCAGAAGUACGUCCCAGGACUCCAAACCCAGAAGAUUCGAUUAGACGAGUAUUUCUCCAUCAUUCAUCCUCAAGUUACCUUCGACAUUUUCAGCAUCUGCAAAUUUAUCAACAGUCAAUUUGUCCUGAAGACACGAAGAGAAAUGCUGCCCGAAGCCUGGAAAAGUCAGCCCACACUCAAGCUCCGAGGCCAGAUGAUCUGGAUGGAGUCCACACGGUGCAUGAUGUACCUGUGCUCCCCGAAGCUCCGCAGCCUGCAAGAGCUGGAGGAGCACAAGAUGUAUCUUUCCGACAUCGCCCCCCACGACACGACCAGGGACCUCAUCCUCCUGAACCAGCAGCGGCUGGCUGAGAUAGAGCUGUCCAACCAGCUGGAGAGGAAGAAGGAGGAGCUGCGCGUCCUCUCCCAGCACCUGGCCAUCGAAAAGAAGAAAACAGAGACCCUGCUGUAUGCCAUGCUGCCUGAGCACGUGGCCAACCAGCUGAAGGAGGGCAAGAAGGUGGCGGCAGGAGAAUUUAAAACCUGCACAAUCCUUUUCAGCGACGUGGUAACGUUUACUAACAUCUGUGCUGCCUGCGAACCUAUCCAAAUAGUGAAUAUGCUGAAUUCAAUGUACUCCAAGUUUGACAGAUUAACCAGUGUCCACGAGGUCUACAAAGUGGAAACAAUAGGAGAUGCUUACAUGGUCGUAGGGGGUGUACCAGUGCCCAUUGGAAGCCACGCUCAAAGGGUGGCUAAUUUUGCCUUGGGGAUGAGGAUUUCUGCAAAAGAAGUGAUGAAUCCUGUUACUGGAGAACCCAUCCAGAUCAGAGUGGGGAUACACACCGGACCCGUCUUAGCAGGGGUCGUGGGAGACAAGAUGCCACGGUACUGCUUGUUCGGUGACACUGUGAACACAGCCUCUAGGAUGGAAAGUCAUGGGCUUCCCGACAAAGUGCACCUCAGCCCCACAGCCUACAGAGCCCUGGAAAACCAAGGAUUUGAAAUCAUCGAGAGAGGUGAAAUUGAAGUGAAAGGGAAAGGGAAAAUGACCACAUACUUUCUGAUCCAGAACUUGAAUGCCACCAAGGACGAGAUCAUGGGGAGACCGACAACUCCACUUGAUCACAAAGGUAAGCAGAAAAGAGAAGUCUUCAUGGGUACAUCCCUGCCCACCACCAGGCUCCAAGGAUCAGUUCAACCGUUUUGCCCUGAACACACAUCUCUUGCAUCCGGGGCUCUGGACACCUCACCCACCGACAUCUCGAAAGCAGAAGCACGUGACCUGGGAAAGGAAGACAGGAAAGCCGUUGUCAUCAUGAGGUACGCCGACAGUUGGCAGCUGCUCCCUGACAGGAACGUGGCGGAUGAAACCGACAUCAACAACUAG